Messenger RNA from Protobothrops mucrosquamatus (brown spotted pit viper), 1049 nucleotides. RefSeq names its product olfactory receptor 12D2-like. Gene Ontology annotation, biological process: G protein-coupled receptor signaling pathway. The transcript has a single exon. The coding region runs from base 87 to 1049 and encodes 320 amino acids. Gene Ontology annotation, molecular function: olfactory receptor activity; G protein-coupled receptor activity. Gene Ontology annotation, cellular component: membrane. The record is from RefSeq and is a predicted model, not a curated record. Lineage: Eukaryota; Metazoa; Chordata; Lepidosauria; Squamata; Viperidae.
AGCAUGAGUCCCCAUCUUACUACCAAGCACUGAAUCUUUGUUUCCUUACAGAAUAGUUAACCACAUUUGUUUUUUUGUUUUCAGAGAUGAAAAACUGGACAGAAGUCUCUGAAUUCACUCUUCUGGGUCUAACAAAGGACCACAGCUUACAACAGAUUCUCUUCACACUCUUCCUGCUGUUCUAUAUAGUCUGUUUAUUAGGAAAUGGAGCCAUCCUGGGAGUCAUCCUGGCUAAGCCUCCGCUCCACAACCCCAUUAUUUUUUUUCUGGGAAACCUUUCUUGCUUGGAUAUGUUCUACUCUACAGUGACUGUGCCCAAAAUGCUAAGUGGCUUCCUUAGAAAGCAUCAGUCUAUCUCCUUGAUUGGCUGCCUCACUCAGCUGCACUUCUUCCACUUCCUGGGCAGUAGUGAGACUGUGCUGCUGGGUGUCAUGGCAUAUGAUAGAUAUGUAGCUAUCUGUCAUCCUCUGCGUUAUACUCUCAUCAUGAAUAAAUGGGCUUGUAUUACACCGUCUGGGGCCGCAAGGGCUGCUGGCUUUUUUCAUGCCUUGAUGCAUAGAGUGGUGACCUCUCAGCUGUGGUUUUGUGGCUCUAAUCGCAUUGCACACUUUUUCUGUGACAUCAAACCCCUCCUCAAAUUAGUUUGCAGUAGCACAACUCUCAACUUCUGUCUUCUUAAAUUUGUCACUGGUCCUUUUGCUGUGAGUCCCUUCUUUGUCACACUUCUCUCCUAUUUUUACAUUAUCUCCUUCCUCUUCUUCAAGGUCCAAUCAUGGCAGAACCGUUGGAAAGUGUUUUCCACCUGUGCAUCCCAUCUGAGUGUGGUAGCAAUCUUCUAUAUUCCAGUACUUUCCAACUAUAUGAUUGCCUCUGCUAGUGAUUCUUCUGAGAAUGAUAUGAUUAUGUCUGUGUUAUACAGCAUAAUUACACCAGUUUUAAAUCCCAUGAUUUACACACUGAGAAAACAAGAAGUCAAAACAUCUAUAAGAAAGAUUCUAAAAAAAAAAAUCUCUCUCAUGUAUAACCAUCAUGUAUAUCUUUGGAAUUGA